Molecule: messenger RNA, 1075 nt
Organism: Anopheles maculipalpis
Lineage: Eukaryota; Metazoa; Arthropoda; Insecta; Diptera; Culicidae
Gene: Stlk
Product: STE20-related kinase adapter protein alpha
Exons: 3
Coding region: 7-1068 (353 amino acids)
Biological process (GO): protein phosphorylation
Molecular function (GO): protein kinase activity; protein serine/threonine kinase activator activity; ATP binding
Source: RefSeq, a predicted model, not a curated record
CCCAACAUGUUCGACAACAACAUCAACAAUUACGUGCUGAAGGUGGAGCUGGCGAAAUGUUUCGACAAUCGCGGUACGGUAUAUUUGGCCCAGCACCGGCCCACCAAGAAGCAUGUUGCGAUGAAAAAAUUCCUCGUAGAAGAUCUCAAGAACGACAUCAGCUUCGUGAUGGAUGAGGCAAAGCAACUGCGAGAGUUCGAUCAUCCUAACAUACUGAGCUACCACACGAUGUUCGUAAACUAUCUCGAUCUGUACUUUGUCCUGCCGCUGAUGUGUUACGGUUCGUGUAAGGACACGAUGAGCAACUACUUCGAAACUGGCUUCCCCGAACCGAUCCUCGUCUGCAUUCUGCGCGACAUCCUGCAAGGGCUGGUGUAUCUACACUGGAAAGGUUACAUCCAUCGUUCGCUACGAGCGAGCCAUGUCUUCCUGAACGAAACGCGUGCUGUGAUUGGUGGCUUUCGCGUCUGCACCAGCAUUCUUGGUGAGGGAAAACGCAUACGCACCCUGCACGAUCUGCCACCCCAUUCGGUGAAAUCGUUGAACUGGCUUGCGCCGGAAGUACUGGCACAGAAUCUUAUCGGUUAUACAGAGAAAUCAGACGUGUACAGUUUGGCGAUGACGGCGUACGAGAUGGCAAAUGGUGCCGAACCGUAUUACAACAUCACGGCCACCCUCAUACUGGCGGAAAAGCUGAAGGGAGGCGUCUAUUUGCCGAUGCUGUUGGAUGCAACGACCGUACCAAACGAGGACGGACCCUCGAAUGAGCCGAUCACACCGUUACGGCAGAUUUACGUUUCCCGACAGUUUUCCGAUGCUUUGCACAACUUUGCCGAAAGGUGCUCGGAACGAGAUCCGAAGAACCGGCCCAGUGCAUCCGCCUUAUUGUCACACCCGGUGUUCAAGCUGGUCGCAAAUACCAACAUUAAGGAACAAUUUGCCCAGCACUGCAUACAGAAGGUGGACUUUGACUCAAUUCAAGAUUCAGACAUCAAUCUGCAGGACAGCUUUUCACAGAUGCGCGUCGAAACCGGUAGCUCCUUCGAGUGGGACUUUGACGAUUCGUAACGGUGGG